This is a messenger RNA of Diaporthe citri, 5247 nucleotides long. RefSeq lists its product as uncharacterized. The coding region runs from base 1 to 5247 and encodes 1748 amino acids. Gene Ontology annotation, molecular function: DNA binding; nucleotide binding; DNA-directed DNA polymerase activity. Lineage: Eukaryota; Fungi; Ascomycota; Sordariomycetes; Diaporthales; Diaporthaceae. The transcript has a single exon. The record is from RefSeq and is a predicted model, not a curated record. Gene Ontology annotation, cellular component: zeta DNA polymerase complex; nucleus. Gene Ontology annotation, biological process: error-prone translesion synthesis; double-strand break repair via homologous recombination.
AUGGAUGUCUUGCCCUUCAAGGUUCGGCAGAACUGCAUCGACUUCUACCAAGCGACUCCAACCAAGUACGACCCUCAGCUUCGCAAUGACAUACGCCCGGACCAGCUAUCCAAGGAGCCAAAAGUUCCCGUCAUCCGCAUUUUCGGCUCGACCCAGACUGGGCAGAAAGUUUGUACCCAUGUCCACGGUGCGUUCCCGUACUUGUACAUCGAGUACACUGGCAGCCUUGCGCCUGAGGAAGUGGGCGCAUACAUCUACCGCCUGCAUCUGUCCAUCGACCAUGCCCUGGCUGUGAGCUACCGCAAGGACACCUACAGCGACCAUGCCAAAUAUGUCGCGCGCAUCACACUCACCAAGGGCGUGCCGUUCUACGGCUUUCACGUCGGAUAUCGCUUCUUUCUCAAGAUUUACAUGUUCAAUCCUAUCGUCAUGACCAGACUGGCCGAUCUUCUGCACCAGGGCGUCAUCAUGAAGCGGAAAUUUCAGCCGUACGAGGCACACUUGCAGUAUCUUCUGCAGUUCAUGUGUGACUACAACCUCUACGGCUGUGACUAUCUUGAGAGUUCCAAAGUGAGGUUCCGCUCUCCGGUGCCUCAGUACAGCGAGGAGGAUGAGAGCUCCUUACAUCUUUGGCACAGCCAGUCCGUCUCUCCUGACAACAUCACCGAGGACUAUACUUUACCUCGCGUCAGCCACUGCUCGAUCGAGGUCGAUGUAUGCGUCCAAGAUAUCCUAAAUCGCAAGAUGGUAAAGGAGCGGCGCCUGCACCAUGAUUUUGUUGAGAGGGACCACCCUGUUCCAGCCAGCAUGAAGCUGGUGCACAGUAUGGCUGGUCUAUGGAGAGACGAGACAAAGCGCCGGAAACGAAGGAUGCACGUCACGAACCCAGGCAGCAGUCCAUUUCCUCCUGAAGUCCUUGUGUCUAUGUCCGCCGAUCCCCGUGAGUCCCAACCCCAGGGAUGGGUUCACGAAGAGGAGUAUGUGGAAGAUAUCAAGAACCUUGUUACCGAGGAGGCGAGAGCCAGUAACGGUACCAGACUAUCUUUCGACGGUUUUGUACAGCCCAUACCAUUUGAGGAGACUGUAAACACAACGCUGCAGUCUGUCGAAGAUCUCUUCCCCCAAAACUUGCUACCGAGCCUGGGCCAGUCGUCUCAGCUCGCCCAACAGGACCAGAAUCCCGCCAAUAACGUGGUAGUUGACGAGAAGGGCAUCCUCGCAGCAACCCAAGAGGGCGAUGCGGAUUUGUUCCCGGAUGACUCGGACGAGGAGCUGUUCCAAGGAGUGGCGCUUGCCCAGAAUACUUCUGAACAGACUGCAGAGCCGAAGGUAGAGACAGCUGAAGCUGAGAAAGUGACGCUCAGGACGACAAUCAACAAGCUAACCACUUCCGGGCCUUCUGUGAGACGAGUCGGUCGUCGGUAUGUGUCUGAAACCAUUGGGUCUGCUGGACCACAAGUUUUCGAUGGCCUGCCUCAGGGUGUUUGUUUCAGUGGCCAGAGGACGGGCCAGCUACCCACGCUUCCUGUUACGGAGGAGUUGAUCGAUGCAGCCGACAAAGAUGGCCUCAUCUCCAAGAAUCCCCUGACCCAAGCGGGGCUGAAGAGUAUGAGCCUCCCAUCGAAGCGGCCGAAUGAGCCGAGUAUCGAGCCAUCAAGUGCCAAACGACCGAAGAUCGACUCUGUUGUUGCACCAGCCCUGUCGGCAACGACGGCGCUCGUCAACGGAGACGUGAGGGCUUUAGAACGUCGCCCCAGUACAAACACCCAGCGACAUGUGAGAUUCCAAUCCUCACAGACAGCAAAGAAUCCUAGGAAUGGUACCAAAUUCAAGAGAGAGGACUACCAGAGCCUUGGUUUCCCUGUUGUCAAGGACCCUAAUGAUCCGACUACAAAAUUGCGCUUGAGCCAACAGAGCAGCUCACAGAAGAGCGAUGAGACCAAGGCAGACAAGAAGCCCCACAAGCUUUCCAGCUCAGCUGAGGAGGCUUCCCCUAUUACUUCGAGCAGUGAAAAGUCCUAUCCGCAUGUGUCUUCUACUUCCUCCAUCAAAACCCAUGUGGCAAAUUCAGCUCAAGCGCAAUCGCCGACGAUACUUUCCGACCUUGGGGAAUCCUGGACCUUCGUUUUGGAUCAACCGCCGCCAUCAGCAGCAGACGUAUGUGCCACCAUGCAAGGCAACAGCUUGCCUGAUGUCAUUUACCAAGACGCAUUUUACAGCCAGGACAAAGAUGUGCCGCCAAGGAUGAGGGAGUAUGCCGGCAGAGAGUUCCGCCUUGAGGGGAUCUCUUUGCCCUUCCUGCCUGAUUUCGACGCUACUGGCCAAUCGCCUGCUACAUACGGCCUGGGUGUAGAGGGCAAUCCGAACAGCAAGAAACAGCCUGAGAAGGAGUAUCAGAAGAGAAGCCGGCAAUGCUCGUUGAGGAGCUGGGAAAUUGCAGGGCCGCCGCCGACAUUUCAAGAAGUCUAUGACUGGUGGUUGGCGAAGCAGAGGAAAGAGACCCCAACUCCUGGUUCCCCGAACAAAGAGGCUACUUCUGCCGGAGCCUUUGCCACACAGAAGCCCUUCCUCUCGCAGAUACUUGGGGCCACGCCAAAGAACAAGCAUGGCUUCAAGUACUCCCAGAAGAAGAGAACCACCAGUGUACAACAUGAGGCUCAGUAUAUGAGUACUAUGAGUCUCGAGGUUCAUGUCAAUUCCAGAGGAAGGCUCGUUCCUAACCCAGAAGAAGACGAGAUACAAUGUAUUUUUUGGGCUACCAAGUCAGACGAGAACUCGCAAGACGGCAGCCAACUACCAGACAGCACUCUGGCUGGUAUCGUUGUGGUAUCAGAGGAUGGUGAAAUCGCGCGGCGCAUACGACGUCAAACGAAAGUAGAGGUGAUAGAAGAGCCUUCAGAACUCGACGCCAUGGUCCGAAUGAUCGAAAUUGUCAGGACUCGUGAUCCUGAUGUCCUUGCAGGCUUUGAGGUGCACGGCAGUUCUUGGGGCUAUCUGGUCGAGAGAGCCAGGCAUAAGUAUGACUACAACCUUUGUGAUGAGUUCUCUCGCAUGAAGACACAGUCUCACGGUCGCUUCGGCAAAGAGGCCGAUCGUUGGGGCUUCAACACCACAUCCACCAUCCGCGUCACAGGCCGCCACAUGAUCAACAUCUGGAGGGCAAUGCGAGGGGAAUUAAAUCUUCUUCAGUACACAAUGGAGAAUGUGGUGUGGCAUUUGCUUCAUCGGCGCAUCCCUCAUUACUCAUGGCGGACACUGUCGGAUUGGUACACCAACGGCCGUCAGAGAGAUCUGGCCAAAGUCUUGCGGUAUUACCUUACGCGGACGAAGAUGGACAUCCAGAUACUUGAAGAGAAUGAGCUCAUUCCUCGUACCAGCGAGCAAGCUCGAUUGCUGGGCGUCGACUUCUUCUCGGUCUUCUCGAGAGGCUCACAGUUCAAGGUCGAGUCCAUCAUGUUCCGAAUUGCUAAACCAGAGAACUUCGUCCUUGUUUCUCCGAGCAGAAAGCAGGUCGGCGGCCAAAAUGCACUGGAGUGUUUACCUCUGGUCAUGGAGCCUCAGAGUGCUUUCUACAAUAGCCCUUUGCUGGUCUUGGACUUCCAGAGUCUGUACCCCAGUGUCAUGAUUGCACACAACCUAUGCUACUCCACCUUCCUGGGACGAAUCGUGAACUGGCGAGGCACAAGCAAGAUGGGUUUCACCGACUACAAACGUCAAGAGCGGCUGCUCGAACUCCUACUAAAUUAUAUCAACAUCACACCAAAUGGCAUGAUGUACGCCAAAGUCGAAAUUCGAAAGUCUCUCUUGGCAAAGAUGCUUACCGAGAUCCUGGAAACCAGGGUCAUGGUCAAGAGCGGUAUGAAGCAAGACAGGGAAGACAAGACGCUACAGCAGCUCCUGAACAACAGGCAAUUGGCCCUCAAGCUCCUGGCAAACGUCACCUAUGGAUACACGUCAGCAUCGUUCUCUGGACGCAUGCCCUGUUCCGAGAUAGCUGAUAGCAUUGUUCAGACUGGCCGCGAAACCCUUGAGCGUGCCAUUGCAUACAUCCACUCGGUCGAGAAAUGGGGUGCCGAAGUCGUUUACGGCGACACAGACAGUCUCUUCAUAUAUCUCAAGGGGCGAACCCGCUUGCAAGCAUUCGACAUAGGUAAUGAGAUCGCCAAGGCCAUCACCGAUAUGAACCCACGCCCGAUCAAACUCAAGUUUGAGAAGGUUUACCACCCUUGCGUCUUGCUAGCCAAGAAGCGCUAUGUUGGCUACAAGUACGAGAGCCGCGAUCAAGUCAAGCCUGACUUUGACGCCAAGGGCAUCGAGACCGUCCGCCGCGAUGGAACACCCGCCGAGCAAAAGAUCGAGGAGAAGGCGCUGAAGAUACUAUUCGAGACAGCCGACUUGAGCCAGAUCAAGAGCUACUUCCAAAGCCAGUGCGACAAGAUCAUGCGCGGGCAGGUAUCCGUACAGGACUUCUGCUUCGCCAAGGAGGUUCGCUUGGGGACGUACUCUGACAAGGGCCCGCCUCCACCAGGCGCGCUGAUCUCCACAAAGCGCAUGCUCGAGGACGCAAGGGCCGAGCCGCAGUACGGCGAGCGCGUGCCGUACGUAGUGAUCACGGGCGGGCCCGGGGCGCGCCUGAUCGACCGGUGCGUGGCGCCCGAGGACCUCCUGAACAACGACCACGUCACGCUGGACGCCGAGUACUACAUCACCAAGAACCUGAUCCCGCCCCUGGAGCGCAUCUUCAACCUGGUCGGGGCCAACGUGCGCCAGUGGUUCGACGAGAUGCCCAAGGUGCAGCGGAUCCGGCGCGUCGACGCCCAGGCCGCGGGGGGCGCCGGCGCCAGGAAGAAGUUUACCCUCGAGAGCUACCUCCAUAGCGCGAGCUGCGUCGUCUGCGGGGCCAAGGUCAAGGUCAACGAUAACAACAACGGUGGCGGCGGCGGCGGUAGCCGCCAAGAGGAUGGCAAGGACGUCGCUCUCUGCUGGAGGUGCCGGCGCGACACGGCCGGGUCGCUGCUGCAGCUGCAGACGAGGCUGAACACGGAGGAGAGGAGGUACAUGGAGGUCGUCAAGGUCUGCCAGAGCUGCGCGAGAUUGUCGCCGCUGGACGACGUCCCCUGUGACAGCAAGGACUGCCCUGUCUUCUACACGCGGAGGAAGCAGGAGGCCAGGCUGAGGAGCGAGAGGGGCAUCGUUGAGCCUGUUGUGAAGAGGCUCGCUGCCGCGGCGGGAGAGCUGGAGUGGUGA